This is a messenger RNA of Ectocarpus siliculosus, 919 nucleotides long. NCBI's taxonomy places the organism in Eukaryota, Phaeophyceae, Ectocarpales, Ectocarpaceae. The record is from the annotation of a GenBank genome assembly.
CCCAAAACAACAGCAGACCGAUUAUCACAAACGAACAACACCGAUCAUACCACACCUUCCCAAGUCUAGAGAUCGCACCUACCAUCGAGAGAAUCCGAAGCGGCGUGAGGGGCUACUACUGCUGCUGUGCGUUAUCAGGAUGGUUCCCCGCGGAAUCGGUUCAGGUUGCGUAACUUGCGCCGCGCUACUGACUGUCUUCGAAAAAUCCGUGCCCUGCCUGCUGUCGCUGCUCGCAUCAAAGUCAUGACCAUCAACGAAUUUGUUGUUAUUGGUGCUGCGUACGCAUGUAGUGGUGUCCCGUGAUGUAUGAUACAAUAUGUAGACUGCUCGCUUUCACUUGACGAGUGUGGCGGGCAAGUUGUGAGCCUGACGCAAUAUUUGCCAUCUGUCUUGUCACAAUUCCUAUGUCUACGCUGGUGGUCGUGCCCCUCGACGGUGUGAUAUGUGAUGCCCUCGCCGCCAGGCGCAUGCCGCAUGCGUGCCUCCCUGAUGUGCGUCUUUGCGUCCUCACAGCGGGAAGACUUCACAUUUUGUUUCUUCGUGGGUGUGUGCAUGUGCAUCAACGGAAAAGAAACAACCGCGUGUAAAGUGUACAGUGCAAUUUUUUGAACGGGGCCGCACAUACAACAACCAUCGUUGUGCCCGUCGCACCCCUGCGGCCUGUCCCUCUGGUGCACGCGUAGCUGCACCACAAAUGAUUCACGCUGCUGUGUGUCGGGAUUCGUGCACCACUAUCAGCGUCGCAGAUAAGACUACUGUGGAGCGCAAGCUGCGCUGGUUCGGCGCCAACGAGUUCAUCUACGACGUGGACAGGGCCCCCAGGGGACACCUCCCUCUCACCAGCGCGUUGCGAGGCACCACCCUUCUCAAGGAGUUGAUGAUGCACCCGGUGUGGGAGACGGAGUGGGAGUGGGAGUAG